CGCUGAUGUUGAAGUUUUAACCCCUUUGCAGAUCUUGAUUAAAAUAUCAUUAAAGCCAAGGUCAAAAACUAGUUAAAUUUAAUUAAAAACAUAAAAUAAUCUUGUCAAAUUCAAAGCACCAAAAUCCUGACAAUCUCUUAAUCUAUUGUGCCACCUGUUUCAAUGGAUUCUGAGUAUAAACCUGUAAAUUUUUUUUUGGGAAAGAUAAAAAAACAAUGUCAUGCGCUUCACGUCCUUCACCUCCCUUCAAAUAGGCAUAAAAAUAAAUGAACACAAAUGAUUUCAUGUGAUUUAUUUCCUUUAAAGUUAUUAUCUUAAUAACCUUAAUUUGAUAAGUUAUACUUUCUCCACCAUCACCUGAUCACUAACCUCUCCACCGCAAUUCAACUCAACUCAACCUGCUUCUUGUUAUUCAUUCCUUUCCUACCUUUUUGUACUGCUGCCUUUAUUUCUGUCUCGUCAUUUGUCCUUUAUAACUCGACUAACGUUAUGGGCACCAACCGGAAUGCUCAUAUGUACGUGUGAAUUGUGAAAUUUCUUGCUAGAACGAACAAUGAAAUUCGAAGACUUCCUAAUGCCACCAAGUGAAAAGCAACGCAGAAGGAUUGCUCUUGAGGAGGAGGUUGAGGAACUGCAAGAGAGACUAACUGGGGAGCUGCAGAUAAACGGCGUGCUGCAGAAUGCAAUAAAGGGAUCUCUUCUUUCCUGUUCUUGCCUUUCUUCAAGGCUACCCCUGGAGGUACAGGUGCUUCUAGCAGAAUUAGAAAUGGUAGAGAAAGAAAUCAAUUGGCUAGAAACUAAAGUUGAGAAGCUGAAAAAGAACAAAUACAACGAGAAGAAACUUAUCAAAGAUAGCGAGUUAGAGCAACCGAAAAAGUACCUUGAGUGGCAAUUGCCAAACAAACAGCAAAAUGGUAGAGAGCUUAAAGAUUCAAAAUGGGUUACAGUAACAAGUCAUAACAGGCGAAAAAGCAGUUUAGACGAUGGAAGAUUAUCUUUGAGCUCUAUCUCAGACAUGGAAAGUUCUUUUGCGAAAGAAGAAACUGCCAAGAGAUACCUGAGAAUUAUCAGAAAUAAACCAAACCGCGUCAUAGAUGCUGAAGCGAGCAGUGAGGAACCAAAUAGACUCUCUGAAGAACUUCUCAAAUGCUUGAUAAACAUAUUUGUAAAACUAAACCAGACAUCAUCAGAAAAAGAAUCAACUUCUGCUGCUUCCAAGCACAAUUUAAACUGCAUCAACUCCAAAGGCUUUUCACCCAAAAAUACAUUCAGCUGUAAAGCAAGAUCAUCUAUCACCAGUGAUGAUGGAGUUGCACAGGAUGGCACAGAAAUUGGGUUUGGCCCUUACAAGAAAUUCAUCCAAAUCACAAGAAACUCACUGAAGACAGCUCGGCUUUCAGAUUCUUGUCCUGCAACCAGAAAAUUGAGGGUUCUGCUGCAGAAGUUAUGCUACGUGGACCUGUCAUUCUUGAGUAACAAACAAAAGCUAGCUUUCUGGAUCAACAUCUAUAAUGCCUCUAUAAUGCAUGCUUACUUACAAUAUGGGCUGCCAAAUACACAGGAGGGAAUGUUGACACUUCUGAACAAGGCAGCUCUAAAUGUUGGUGGAAUAGUGUUGAAUGCACUGGCAAUUGAGCAUUACCUUCUUCGACAUCCAAGUGAUCCAAAACUUGAUCUCAUAAAUGAGAAGGAAAUGUUACUGCGCCGGGCUUAUGGACUGCGGUAUCCAGAACCGAACAUCACCUUUGCACUUUGCCGAGGCAAUUGGUCUUCACCAGCAAUGUGGAUAUAUACUCCAGAAGAUGUUGUAGAUCAAUUAAGUAGAGCAAAAGUGGAAUACUUAGAAGCAUUUAUACGAGUAACAAGCAAGAGGAAGAUCCUAGUGCCCAAACUCCUUCAAUGGCACAUGCAAGAUUUUGCAGAUGACAUGGAAUCAUUGAUAGAGUGGAUAUAUAGCCAAUUACCACCAAAUGGAGUAUUAAAAAGAGCAAUAAUGGAGUGCCUAUAUGAAGACAGAAAGCUUCCAACAGGAAAGAUGAUAGAAAUUGUGCCCUACCAAUAUGAAUUCCAGUACUUGCUGCCACAUUAGAGGAAUAACAAGCCUGAAAAAGAAACUAACAGAUCUGGUGCAACAGGCACACUAAAUAACAUAACUUCACAUAGCUGUAUAGCUUCAUUCAUAAUGGGAUCGAUUCAUCAAAAAAUUCCUAUCCCGGUUCUCAAACCAGUAGAAAUUGUACAAAAUAUAUUCCGUAACUUAUUAACAGAUGAUUCAAGAAGUCCUAUGUACUAAUGGUAGUAUCUAGGUAGCAUUAGUACUAGGCUGUACUUACAAUCAACAGACAAAUUAUAACCAGAGACUUCAGCUAGCUGUGGAAUAGUUAUUGUAAUAUGCACAGUCAAACUAUUCAGUACUAUACUAUCUCCACAUCCAACUAUAAAAUUAGGUACAAAUUGAUUUUACAUUCCAGUGGCAUGUACCCAGCAAAAAGAUUGUGUCAAAAGUGUGUAAAGUUAACACACCUCACGGGCUCCAGUUUGACUGGAAUAUGAUAUAUUUCUAGCUGCCAUUCUUACCUUUACAUGGGAAGUUUGUUGGCAGAAGCAAUAGGAACUCUACCCAGUGUUCACUCGGCCACUAGAGGCGUCAAGG
Messenger RNA from Chenopodium quinoa (quinoa), 2653 nucleotides. RefSeq lists its product as uncharacterized. The coding region runs from base 554 to 2089 and encodes 511 amino acids. The transcript is spliced from 9 exons. Lineage: Eukaryota; Viridiplantae; Streptophyta; Magnoliopsida; Caryophyllales; Amaranthaceae. The record is from RefSeq and is a predicted model, not a curated record.